Lasiodiplodia theobromae is the source of this 1299-nucleotide messenger RNA. RefSeq lists its product as uncharacterized. The record is from RefSeq and is a predicted model, not a curated record. Bases 1 to 1299 code for a protein of 432 amino acids. The transcript is spliced from 3 exons. Lineage: Eukaryota; Fungi; Ascomycota; Dothideomycetes; Botryosphaeriales; Botryosphaeriaceae.
AUGCACCCCCGUCUAGAAGGCUGGCUGCAAAAAUGGCUCAAACAGAAGAAGAAGGAGGAGGACGACUCACCACCACCUUGCGAAGCCAUCCCAAAGCUAUCGAGCCCGCGCCCGCGCCCCAUCACGCCCACGCCGGACAACGGGCUAACGGCGCAGCCGCAGACACAAUCGCGAUUCUUCGGCCGGCUGCCGCUCGAGCUCCGCCAGCUCGUCUACACCCACCUCUUCGGCAACCGCGUCGUGCACGUGGAGCUGGGCUACCAAUACCCGCGGAAAUCCGGGGGAAUUGGGCACGCUGGGUGGGGCACGCCAGGCCUCGAUGGGUGCAUCAAUUACCGCAACGAUGAGAGCAACGGGAAGAGAUGGGUAUGGCAGAGUUCCGGCUGCUGUAGGGACCCGGAGUGCUGCUGGUGGGAGGAUGGAUGCAUCGUCGGGCGGGGGACCAAGUGCAGCGGCGGCGGCGGCAGCCAAGUCAGAGACUGUACCAUUGACGCCAGUUGGCUACUGGUAUGCCGACAGGGUUACCUCGAAAGCGUCGACAUCCUCUACUCAACAAACACCUUCCACCUGGGCGACCUCUCCGCGCUUCUCCCCCGCACCGGCCUUAGAAAGAACGACGAUUAUAAGCCCGAGCCCCCCAACCAAAUCACCCUCCUGCGCGCCAACCUCCUCCCCCACCGCUUCGCCCAGCUCUCCCGCCUACACGUCCGCGCUUAUUCGCCCCACGACCCGCCGCACCCGUCGUACGCACGCCUCUGCCGUACCCCGGUGCUGCUGCUGCCGGCGCUGCGCGAGCUGCGGCUGGCCGUGCAGGUGCGUAAUCCGCGCUGGAAGGCCGGCGGGCCCGCUCCGGAUGGCCGGAUUCCUGCGUUGGACGCCGCGUGGCUGGGUGUUGUGGAUGAGAUGGUGGCGGAGAGGCGCUUGGGGUUUGUUGAGUUUGUGGUUGGGGAGACGUGGUGGGAGGCGUUUGAUCGGAGGGGCGGCGAGGUCGUGCGGGGGGAUGGGGGUGGGGAGUAUCGGCGGUUUUGGAGAGUGGUGGAGGAGGAGAACGGGAUGGAAGGUGGGCUUGGUUACUGGGUUGCUGGUAUGCCGGACUACUGUAUGUCGACUAUGCGGAUGCGGUGGUGGUCAUGUGGCACCAACAAGUUGAUAGAUGUUGCAACACUCUAUCUACAUGUUUACGUGGGCACCGAAGUGCCGCUCGUGAUGGUUGUUGCUGUUCCCGCCACUCCAAUGCACACGAAGGUGUCGACCUUCAAAUCGCUGCAGUCGUCGUCAACCGCCGAGUUCCAGCUGUAG